AUGGCUGGAAGUCUCAGCAUGGCUCACGGGAAGAGAAAUCUAGAAAAGAGAAAGAAGCUUUGCGAAAGUUCAUUUUCUAACAAAUACAUCCCCAGUUGGAGAAACCACCCAAAUUUAAGUUGGAGGAAUUACCAAUCAACCCAACCCUCUAAUCAUGCACCAUGCCCUUCUCAAUACACAGUAAAUCAACAGUCAGUUGCAUCAGGAUCACCUCAGUAUCCUACUGCAGAACCUUAUGGGCAUAGGAGGAAUCUUGAGGACAUUGGAAAAUUCCCUGCUCAACCUCAACCUAACCCACAGGGGCAGAUUCAUCAAGUGUCAGAGGCAGUGGAGACUUCCAACACUAAACCAGUAAAAGCUGUAACAACUUUGAGAAGUGGGAAAAUCUUGGUAAAUUCCACUCCUAACUCAGCCACCAUUAGUAAGGAUUCUAUCCCUGAACAUGUUGAAACUAAGGUGAACAACUUUCAAACACAUGCACCUUUUCCUACAAGGUUGACCCCUGUGCACAAAGAUAAGUAUCAUGCUGAAAUUUUUGAAGUUUCUAAACAAGUGAGAAUCAAUAUACCUUUGUUAGAUGCUAUUCAACAAAUUCUCACUUAUGCAAAAUUUCUUAAAGACUUGUGCACUGUUAAGAGAAAAUUGAAUGUAAAAAAGAAAGCCUUUCUCACUAAACAAGUCAGUGCAAUCAGACAAAACAACACUCCUCCUAAGUAUAAGAACCCAGGUUCACCCACUAUUGCUUGUAUGAUUGGAAAUUCAAAAAUUGGGCAUGCUUUACUUGAUUUGGGGUCUAGUGUAAAUCUGUUACCCUACUAUGCUUAUGAAAAACUUGGCUUAGGGGAGUUAAAGUCUACUUCCACUACCCUACAACUAGUUGACAGGUUGAUAAAAAUACCUAGAGGGGUAGUAGAAGAUGUUUUAGUUCAGAUUGAUAAGGUUUAUUACCCAGUAGACUUUGUUGUUCUUGACUUGAAACUUUCAACAAACUCCUUGUUUCAAGCACCAAUAAUUUUGGGAAGGCCAUUUCUGGCCACUUCCAAUACUCUAAUAAAUUGCAUAAGUGGUGUGCUUAAACUAAGUUUUGGGAAUAUGACAUUAGAACUAAAUACUUUUAAUCUAUGCAGACAGCCCCAAGAAGUGGAAGAAGUGCAAGAAGUGAAUAUGUUGGACAACAUUAGCUCAGAAAAUUGCCAUUUAUCCUAUCAACUUUGUGAUUCACUAAUUGAUUUAGAAAAUAUCAGUAUGUCUAAUGAAGGAAGUAAUGAAUUAUUUUCUGCAUCAAUUGCAAGAAACCCAGCUGAAGUACAAUGGAAGCUAAAGUUUGAAUAG
Messenger RNA from Carya illinoinensis, 1332 nucleotides. RefSeq lists its product as uncharacterized. The record is from RefSeq and is a predicted model, not a curated record. NCBI's taxonomy places the organism in Eukaryota, Viridiplantae, Streptophyta, Magnoliopsida, Fagales, Juglandaceae. Bases 1 to 1332 code for a protein of 443 amino acids. The transcript is spliced from 3 exons.